Messenger RNA from Elaeis guineensis (African oil palm), 1116 nucleotides. RefSeq lists its product as uncharacterized. Gene Ontology annotation, biological process: U1 snRNA 3'-end processing; rRNA catabolic process; exonucleolytic trimming to generate mature 3'-end of 5.8S rRNA from tricistronic rRNA transcript (SSU-rRNA, 5.8S rRNA, LSU-rRNA). Gene Ontology annotation, cellular component: cytoplasmic exosome (RNase complex); nuclear exosome (RNase complex). Gene Ontology annotation, molecular function: mRNA 3'-UTR AU-rich region binding. The record is from RefSeq and is a predicted model, not a curated record. Lineage: Eukaryota; Viridiplantae; Streptophyta; Magnoliopsida; Arecales; Arecaceae.
UUUUGUCAGUAGGAAAUAUUAUUCUAUACGAUGUUUUUAGCUUUUGUAUCAGUACUCAAGGUAUCAAAUUGGUCCACGCUGGAGAGUGUAGGUCUCAUGGCGAUGGGGAGAUCGAUCGAAUAAGAUUCUGUUCCACAGCGUUCAGGUUCUCAAACAUUGCCAUUGGAAUGGAAUCGAGCGAGGGCACGGGAGGGUUAUCAGGGGAGAUUGAGGUGGAGGCGUACCGGCGUCUCUUCCCCCUCCCCUUCUACGAGCGCCAUCUUCUCGAGUCGGUGCGCCCGGAUGCCCGGCCUCUCAACCGCGCUAGAGAUACCACCAUCGCCCUUGGUCCUGUUGCUUCUGCCGAUGGUUCUGCUUUGGUUAAGAUCGGUGAUACAACCAUGCUGGCCGCUAUCAAACUUGAAGUUAUGACCCCUUCGACAGACGCGCCCGAUGAGGGAUCGCUAGCUAUCGAAUUCCAGAUGCCUCCAAUUUGUUCUCCAAGCGUUAGGCCUGGAAGGCCCGCUGAGGUGGCAUCUGUUAUCUCAAAGCAGUUGUCAGAUGUUAUGAUGAGUUCUGAGAUGAUAAACUUGAAGGAACUGUCCUUAAUUAGUGGAAAGGCUGCAUGGAUGGCCUACUUGGAUAUUUACUGUCUCAGUGCUGAUGGAUGCCUAUUUGAUGCUGCUUUACUUUCAGCAAUUGCGGCAUUUUCUCAUUUGCAGAUCCCUCUUGUUUCUGUCAAUGAUGAUGGAAGAGUUAUUGCUGUAUUUGGUGAACUCCCAGAAGCAAAAUUAAAACUAGAAUUGGUCAACAAAGAAAAGAGGAAGCUCUCACUUGGGAGCAAGCCAUUCUCCUUGACAUGCAUACUGCACGAAGAAUACAUCCUUGCAGACCCCAAUGCAGAAGAAGAGUCUAUCAUGGAUACCUUUGUGACUGUGGUGUUAGAUUCAUUGGGCCAGCUUGUGUCAAUAUACAAACCAGGGGGAGCAGCUCUUGCCAACAUGUCAACUAUUAAGGCCUGCAUAGCACUUACAAAGAGCAGAGUGAAGGAGCUAAACAACAUUUUGAGCGAAUCCCUUUCAGAGAUGGAGGUUGACUAGUUUUUGAUUAAACUGCUAUUUUGAUAUAUAUAUAUAU